ACAGACAUAACAGCAGGAGUGUUAUAAACCUUCUACACGCAAACAUAUCGACGAAUGCAUUGUUGAGCAGACAAAAAGAUUCGCGUUAGAUACAUUUUAAAGUGGAUUUCUGUAAUCAACCAUGGAAGAACUCACGGCGUUCGUGUCGAAAUCCUUCGAUAAGAAAAGCAAGGAGAGCAGCAAAGAGAGCAUCACGUACAGGGAAGUUUUGGAGAGUGGUUUAGCCCGAGCCAGAGAGCUGGGAAACUCGGAGACCAGCCUUCAGGAAAUUACAGAAACCAACAACAACCAUUGUCCGAUACACCUUUACAAGGAGCACGUAGAGCUGGAAAAGGAGAAAUUGAAGGAGUUUAACGUGACACGGGCUACUGACGGAAUUUAUGAUUGCAAAGACAAGAAGGAGGAUGUGAAGUCAGAGGACGAGGACGCACAGAGUAAACUGAAGCAGAGACGGAGCAGGACAAAUUUUACCUUAGAGCAGCUGAAUGAACUGGAGCGCUUAUUUGAUGAGACGCAUUACCCGGACGCCUUCAUGCGCGAGGAGCUGAGUCAGAGGCUCGGGCUGUCAGAGGCCCGCGUGCAGGUAUGGUUUCAGAACAGAAGAGCGAAAUGCCGAAAACAGGAAAAUCAAAUGCACAAAGGUGUUAUUUUGGGCACCGCCAGUCACCUGGACGCGUGCAGGGUCGCUCCUUACGUGAAUAUGGGCGCGCUAAGAAUGCCAUUUCAACAGGUCCAAGCUCAGUUACAGUUGGAGGGGGUCGGAACACACUCCCAUCCUCACCUGCACCCACACCUCGCAGCCCACGCUCCCUAUCUGAUGUUCCCGCCCCCGCCUUUUGGAUUACCAAUCGCGUCGCUGGCAGACUCGGCGUCUGCGGCGGCCGCCGUGGUAGCUGCUGCCAAGAGCAAUAGCAAGAACUCCAGCAUCGCUGACCUGCGACUCAAGGCAGGACUUCUUGGAGGCCACUGGCUCAGCCCUUUCCAGGCACAGAUCACAGCUCCAGGACCAUACAAAAAUAUCUGGAUGUCUGUCUGAAAACCAACUAGGAGUGAAGACUUUUUAAAAAAGCAAAAGGCAGACACAAAGUGAGGCUAGAGAUUGUGUUUUUAUGGACAGACACUGAGACUUUGGAAUCUCAACCUCAAAGUGAAAAGAAAGAGACGGGCAUUUUUGCCUCCUACCACUGUGCCACUGCCUAGUGCACGUGCUCAAAUGAAGGAUUGACCUAUUGGGGCUGGCCUCCAUUGUAACUGACAUACAUCUAUGUUGAUCACUGCCAUGAUAAGCCUCCACUACAAUUAAUAUCUAAAGCAGUUAUUUGCAUUUUUAUUUUGUUUUUCAUUGUUCAUUCUGCUGUGGACAAAGACUGGAAACAGCAAUAACAUCAAUGGUACAAUCUCCUGGUUUUUAGUGGAAUUCUUAUGAUUCUUUCUGUUUUGGGAGGAAAUGUUCAAUUGCUGUUACUUCCUUCUGGGCAUGUGUAUGGACUUUAGCUUUCAUUCUCAUAUUUUGUGCUCUCUUUUUUAUGUGAUGUGUCCUGGAAUAGAAGUGAACCUAUAGCUUUUGCACUUCAGGUCUUGCUCUUAAGGGGUUUACAAUCCUUCAUGCAAGAUAUACUACUAUGUAAGGGGGAAACAAAUUUGGCUUUCGUUUUGCUGAAAUACAUUGAAAUGACUUGUUUUUGUUUGUUUGUUUCGAAAAGGAUAAAAGGUAACCGUGUAAUUUAACAUUUUAAGGAACAUCAGUUUAACUGAAAUGCAAUUAUGUGCAGUUAAGUGCAAUACUGUAAAUAUGGAAAAUGUAAUAUAGCGGUUGAUGUUUGCUAAUUAAACAAUGAUUUUGAA
Messenger RNA from Carassius carassius (crucian carp), 1845 nucleotides. Its product is annotated as short stature homeobox protein-like. Gene Ontology annotation, biological process: regulation of transcription by RNA polymerase II. The record is from RefSeq and is a predicted model, not a curated record. The coding region runs from base 122 to 1036 and encodes 304 amino acids. Gene Ontology annotation, cellular component: nucleus. Gene Ontology annotation, molecular function: DNA-binding transcription factor activity, RNA polymerase II-specific; sequence-specific double-stranded DNA binding. The transcript has 6 exons. NCBI's taxonomy places the organism in Eukaryota, Metazoa, Chordata, Actinopteri, Cypriniformes, Cyprinidae.